Molecule: messenger RNA, 2996 nt
Organism: Diatraea saccharalis (sugarcane borer)
Lineage: Eukaryota; Metazoa; Arthropoda; Insecta; Lepidoptera; Crambidae
Source: the annotation of a GenBank genome assembly
GUCAUGGAGAAGUCAAGAAAGUACCGUAGCGACAUCUAGUUUGAUUUCGGGACCUAAUGUUUUAUCUCAAAUACUUCCUCAUUAAAUAGAAAAAAUAAUGUAUCGGAUAUCCAAUAUAUGAUUAUGAUAUAGAAUUUUGAAAAAUUAAUUUAUAUAUAGUUAACUUAUACGAUACUCUCUCCUUUACGUUCCGUUAUAUCGAUGAUAAAGAUGUCAUUUUUUAUCGAUCGAAAUAUACAUCACUAGUUUUAUAACGGCUACGGCAGUUUAAAAUUACGUGGGCUUUGUUUCGUUUGCAAAAUGUAAAAUUUUAGAAGUUAUCAAUUAUUCUAUGAAAAAUGUCGGAAAAAUUGAAAGAAUAUCAAGUCAUAGAUGUGUUGUGUGGCGGUACGUUCUAUAAGGUGAGGCACAAGGUCACCAACAAUAUUUUUGCGUGGAAGGCGUACAAUUGCUCGACGUUCUCCGACUCCCAGAUACAAAACAUAGUCAACGAAGUGAAAACGAUAAGCAACGUUAUUUCCGAAAACUUGCUGCAGUACUAUGACACCAUACUGCACAUACCGUCGAAGACAUUGUACUUUGUCCUUGAAUACAACUCGUGGCGUAGUUUGCAAGAACUGGUCGAGGUGAGCAGAGCUACCGAUAAGUUCUUCGCAGAAGGCUUCGUUUGGUAUCUACUUUUAGAGUUGGCGAGGGUCUGUAAGGUUGUAGAGGAUUUACAUUUAGUCGUCCUACAGAAAUGUUUAUCUGUACAGUCAAUGUUUGUAAACGAGGACGGCGAUCUUCGAUUCAAUUGCUUCGAGCUGGCAUCGACGGUCAGAAAGGACCUAAUGCGCCAGACGGGAGAUGUGAUUCAAGCCCUUUGUUACAGGGAUAACGAUUCCGAUGCCAAUAUUAAGAGCUACCAUUACAGCGACGACCUCUGCGACGUUGUUAUGUUUUUAACAGAUGACAAGAACGUCAAUUUACGCCCUGACGUCGUAUUGUAUCAUCCUACUGUGCUUGCGAACAUAGAAACUCAGAGUAGGCCAAGAAAAUUGGCUGAUAUCCUCGUCUCAGCUGAAUAUUCACAUCUUGCUACAGAAGUAAAUAAAUGCGACUCCCAGAAGGCCGUUGAAAUGAGCAGAACUAUUCAACCUGCACCUAGGAAGUGUUAUAAUUUACUAAGUAGUCCAGUAUACUGUAAUAUAAGUCCUAAAGCGAAGUUAAUUAAACAAAUCGAACAACCUAGAUCUGACCAAGGCUCCCUGUCUCCUACUUUGGCUGCUUUGGCUUUAGAGCUGCCUGGUUUUGUACCAAGAAGUAGAAAACCUUAUACUGCUGUAUUGGACAAUCUAAACUGCCCCCAACAAGUAUCCGAGCAGACCCUUAGUCAGGAAUGGAUGAAUCGUCUUAUUGCUUUAAGACAAAGAGAGGAGUCACUCAACAAAAGGGAAAGAGAAUUGAUUGCAAAGGAGAUAGUGAAUAGUCCUGCUGUCAAGAUAAUCCCUCUGAAAGAUUCUUUUGAGAAUCUCUGUCCUAGUACUAGUAAUGGGAUCACGUUGCCUGUAGUUAUAAGCCAAGCUAGUUGUGAGAAAGAUGAGUGGGUGUCUCGACGCCGCCACAGACGCUCUAGUUCAGUGCGCGCACGGCCACGGCGCAAGAGUUAUGCUUAUGAAGAUCUCGACAGCACAUUGUCAGCUGAUGAUGGGGAUAGCACCAUCAUGGUAACAUCCACUAAAUUUACUAAAGAAAACAUGCCUCGCCGCUCCAUCUUUCCCGAUGUUGGCACAAAGAAAGUUCAUUUCACAUCCUCAAACCCCUUUGCCGAUAGUGAUGAAAGUGUCACUCUUACGUUUUAUGAAUUAGGGAAUGGAAAUCAGGAGGGGCAUCAAACACCUCACAAGCAGGAAAAAGUUGUUAAAGAUAUCACUAAGUUCAAAUAUUUAGAUGUGGAUAGGAUGACUUCUGAGAAGAGAGCUGCAAAGAAUUGGAAUCAUUCAUCACCUUCGAAGCAAGCUAAGCUUACUAAGGCUAUAUUUUCUGACAUCACUAACAUGGGUGAGAGUCAAAUAAGGAAGACACCUUCAAAGACAAGUUUAGCCUCAAAAAGUUCAGCUAGUUCAAGAUUUUCAAGUACUUCAUUGAAGGGCCAGUGGAGCAUGGAUUUGAGUAGCAAGGCAAGUGAGAGUGUUACAUCAGAAAAAGAAUAUUCUAGUGUAAGACAACCUUUAAUGCAAACCUCUGUAGCUCCUUCAGAUAUGAAGAAAUCUAAGAGGAAGUCUUUGCUACCAUUUAAAACACCCUUCAAGUUCAACAAAACUUCUAAAGUUUAGUUAUGUGCAAUUCUUAAUUUUAUACAGCAUGAGCUCAACAAAACCUGUCUACAUACUUAUUUUAUAUUUGUGAUUUCAAAUCAAUUUCUGAAAGGUCCUUUUAAAAUUAAGUUAUAAAAAUCCUUUUCUUUAUUUUAUACAUAAAAUUGGUUGUGGUAAUUGUAGGUUAAGAUAAGAUAGAAUAAUGAUAGAUAAGUUGCAACUGAAUAGUUGUUGCAUGUCUGAAAUUUUUAACAGUUUUGUACAUAAAUAUUUCUUGAGAUUCAUAAAAUAAAUUCAUUAAAUUUUGUAUAUGAAUUUUAGGAAAACUUGUGUGUAAUUGUUAGUUAAUAAGUAGACAUUAUAAAAAUGCUUAUAUAUUGUGUUGUAUGUAAAAUGAUGAAAUACGGACACCAACCCACCCUAACCCUAGAUUAUAGAAAUUUUUACAUUUUAAUAAUGAAUUCAUCAAGAAGAUAAAUAUAUUUUUUAUUGUAUUCAUUUAUAUGAGGAUGUCUUAGAAAUAAAAAUAUAUUUUAUAAGUAUUAAAUAAGAUACUUUUUAGUCUUAAAUGUCUUCCAAUGGUUUUUUGUAAUGAGGUUUUUAUAUUGGAUAAAUAAAAUGUUUUUUCUUUUUCAAAUAUGUAGUUUGUGUUGGUGCAGUCAUGAGCAUAAAAGAAGGUAGUAUGUCUACUUUGUGAUA